Molecule: messenger RNA, 939 nt
Organism: Notothenia coriiceps (black rockcod)
Lineage: Eukaryota; Metazoa; Chordata; Actinopteri; Perciformes; Nototheniidae
Product: olfactory receptor 10A6-like
Exons: 1
Coding region: 1-939 (312 amino acids)
Biological process (GO): detection of chemical stimulus involved in sensory perception of smell; G protein-coupled receptor signaling pathway
Cellular component (GO): membrane
Molecular function (GO): olfactory receptor activity; odorant binding; G protein-coupled receptor activity
Source: RefSeq, a predicted model, not a curated record
AUGGUGAACUCUACUCACAUUUCAUAUUUUAUACUGACUGCAUACUCUGAAACGGGGUUUUUGAAAUACCUAUAUUUCCUGAUCAUUCUUGCUUUGUAUAUUUGUAUCAUAGGUGCCAACGUGUUGCUGAUUGUGGUUAUCUGUGUGAACAGGAGCUUACAUGAACCUAUGUAUCUUUUUCUGUGCAGCCUGUUUGUAAAUGAACUGUAUGGUAGUUCAGGGCUGUUUCCAUUCCUUCUGGUUCAGAUCCUCUCUGACAUUCACACUGUCUCUGCUCCGCUCUGCUUCCUGCAGGUUUUCUCUGUGUACUCUUAUGCAAAUGUGGAAUUUUUCAAUUUAGCCGUCAUGUCUUAUGACAGAUAUCUUGCUAUCUGUUAUCCUCUGCAAUAUAGCUCACAUAUGACGUAUAAUAUGGUUGUUGUGCUUAUUGCCGCCAUAUGGUUUCCUCCUUUUUUUGCUGUCUUUGUCACGAUAUCACUGACUCUUUCUCUACAGCUGUGUGGGAACAUCCUGAACAAAGUUUACUGUGAUAACUAUUCCAUUGUUAAGCUGGCCUGUUCUGACACUACAGUCAAUAAUAUAUAUGGACUAAUUUUUACUUUUAUCUUAGUCUCUUGUCCUGUGUCUCUGAUCGUGUUCUCGUACAUGAGGAUCCUCAGAGUGUGUUUAUCUGGCUGUAAGCAGAGCAAACAGAAAGCUCUCAGCACCUGCACACCUCACCUCGCUUCCCUCAUCAACUUCUCCUUUGCAGUUUUCCUAGGAGUAAUACAGGGCAGGUUUAAUAUGAGCGGCGUACCCAACACGUUGAGAAUAUUUUUAUCAUUAUAUUUCCUCACAUGCCAGCCUCUCUUCAGCCCUCUGAUGUACGGCCUCAACAUGUCCAAGAUAUACAUCCUGUGUAAAGAUCUGCUGCUAGCUGGGGUUAGGAAUAACCUCUAA